Messenger RNA from Gopherus evgoodei (Goodes thornscrub tortoise), 4945 nucleotides. RefSeq names its product ovochymase 1 (gene OVCH1). Gene Ontology annotation, molecular function: serine-type endopeptidase activity. NCBI's taxonomy places the organism in Eukaryota, Metazoa, Chordata, Testudines, Testudinidae. The record is from RefSeq and is a predicted model, not a curated record. The transcript has 37 exons. Gene Ontology annotation, biological process: proteolysis; acrosome reaction. Bases 1 to 4848 code for a protein of 1615 amino acids.
AUGGCUCACAUCCUGGACGUUGUUCAGAAUUUAGCUGCAGCCGAUGGAGGUGGUGAUAUUAGCUGGUUCCCUCUUGCUGGCCUGAUCUGGCAUCCACCUCCUCCCAGACUCACGUGGAAGGAGGUGGAUAGUUAUGCCCACCUUUAUACAGCCCUUAAUGAUUCUCAGCUGAAAGCUGUUCAACACCAUCCUCAGAGCUGGAAUUCAAAAACUGCCCUUGGAGCUCUUAAUUUGUGUCCUGAACAGGAGAGAUCCCCAGUCACGCUAAACUUGGAUAAAGUGAAGAGGGGUUUCUUCAGGCCCCAGCAUGUCUUCUGCCAGGUCUGUGAAACAAGAUUAAAAUGUGGAGUUCGUCCCGUUGACUUGGAGAACCAGAAAAGUUUCCUGCUGUCUGGAUUCUUUUCUAGAAUUGUUGGAGGCAGAAAUUCAGUGGCUGGGGGGCAACCCUGGCAGGUAUCUCUCAAGUUGGGUCGUUUCCACUUCUGUGGUGGCAGUUUAAUACAAGAAGAUGUGGUUGUAACUGCAGCUCACUGCGUAUUCACCCUUGAGCCGAAACUAGUGAAGAAUCUCAUUGUGACUGUUGGAGAACAUAACCUCAGAAAGACAGAUGAGCAAGAACAGAACAUUCCUGUCUCACAAGUCAUUGUUCACCCUGACUUCAACAGACUUGGCUACAUGCAUUCUGAUAUUGCUCUGCUAUAUCUGAAAUACAGAGUAAAGUACGGACAUAGGGUUCAGCCAAUCUGCCUUCCCCACAGAGAUGAUAAAUUUGAGGCCGGGACUCUUUGUGUUGCUAGUGGCUGGGGCAGGGUGUCUGAGGCUGGUGAACUAUCUAAUGUUCUACAGGAGGUUGAGCUCCCCAUCAUUGACAGGGGAACCUGCAGUGCCCUGUUAAAGCAAAUGAAUCUGCCUCCAGUAGCAAACUCCAUGCUGUGUGCUGGCUUUCCUGAUGGUGGGAAGGAUGCUUGCAAGGGCGAUUCUGGAGGGCCUCUCGUGUGUAGAAGAGCCAGUGGCAUCUGGACUCUGGCCGGCAUCACAUCAUGGGGAGUUGGCUGUGCAAGAGGCUGGGAUGUCCUUGAGAAAAGCAUCAGUGAAAGGGGUUCCCCAGGCAUCUUUUCCAAUGUAGCUGAACUGAUGGACUUCAUCACCCAGAACAUUAUCCCUGCUGCAGAGCCAGAUCACCUUCCCCCGCACUUUCCUGAAGGAUGCAGCUCCCAUGGAAUGCUGGUCUUCGGAGAAAGCGGCCGCAUUCAGUAUCCCCAACCCAGUGAGAUUAACUACCUAGAUAACAGCCUAUGCGUGUGGAAUAUAAUUGUGCCAGAAGACAAGAUUAUAUUGAUACGGUUCACCAGAGUAGACAUAGAGAGCCAGAUCAUGUGUGACCAUGACUACGUGUCCUUCUGUUCAGACAAAAGAGAGCUAAUUGGUAAAAUCUGUGGGGAUGUGUUACCAACCCCCCUGCUGAUAGACUCUAACCGAGCAAUUGUUACACUCGUUUCUGAUGGAAGCAACACGGGCAGUGGCUUUGAAUUCACCUUCACGGCUAUACAUAAGGAAUCGGAAGCAGGUUCUGGUUGUGGAAGUGUUGCAGUGCUGGUGGAAGAAGGAAAGAUGGAUACUGCUAAUUACCCUGGCUUGUAUCCCAGUAAUGUAAAGUGCCAUUGGUUCAUUGAAGCCCCAGUAGAGAAUGUCAUAAAGCUGGAGUUUGAAGACUUUGCCGUUGAAUUCAGUGAGGGCUGUAUCUAUGAUGCAGUUGUCAUUUACAGUGACACUCACGAUGAACACCAGCUGGCCAAUCUAUGUGGGUUCUCAACCCGCAGUCCAAUUCUGAGCCCUGGCAAUGAAAUGUUGAUACAUUUUGAAAGCGAUGGGGAGAACAACUUCAGAGGGUUUAAGGCCAGAUUCACCUUUGUUCCUUCAGCAGAAGAAGCUGAAUCGGUAGUUGCAGAACCAAUUGUUCUACAGACGACCACUCCAAAGAAUAUCCCCUUAGAUGUCUGUGGCUUUCCCCCAUUUAGUCCCCAGUGGCUGUCCGGACGUGUUGUCGGGGGAGAAGAAGCAUGUCCCCAUUGCUGGCCUUGGCAGGUAGCCUUGCAAUUUUUAGGUGACCAUCAAUGUGGCGGUGUCGUCAUCAGUCCAACAUGGGUACUCACAGCAGCCCACUGUAUACAGUCAACAAACAGACCACUGCAUUGGACUGUCAUCGUGGGAGACCAUGAUAGAAUCCUGAAGGAGUCAACAGAACAGGUGAGAAGGGUGAAAACUAUUGUGGUGCACCCUGAGUUUGAUACAGUGAGCUAUGACUCUGAUAUUGCACUGAUCCAACUGGAUGCCCCUCUGGAGUAUAACACUGUUGUGAGGCCAAUAUGUUUGCCCAACAGCACACAACCGUUAUCUUCCUCUGUUCUGUGCACCAUGACUGGCUGGGGGAGCACCCAAGAAGCAGAUGGUAGCCUUGCUAGUCGACUGCAGCAGACACAAGUACCCAUACUUGAGAGUGAAAUCUGUGAGAAAAAUUACUAUUUUAAUCACCCUGGAGGGAUCACAGCUAGGAUGCUUUGUGCUGGUUUUGCUUCCUCUGGAGGGCAGGAUUCCUGCCAGGGUGAUUCUGGUGGCCCACUGGUUUGCCGUAAUGAGAGAGAGCCAUUUAUUCUUUAUGGCAUCAUCAGCUGGGGUGUUGGUUGUGCCAGGCCAAAGAAACCAGGAGUUUAUACAAGGGUGAGAGUCUUCCUGGAUUGGAUCAAAUCCACAAUAAGAGAGUUUGAACCAAAUGCCCUUCAGGUAAGCAAUAAUGGACAUGAAACCUUAACACAGACAUCAAUGAAACGGCCUACAACACCAACAGGAGCUGCAUACAGACAAGAAUGUCCAUCGGAAGUGGAGUUAACAGAGCCCAGAGGUUUCUUCUCAUCCCCUUGCUCAUCAGGCUACAUGGGGAGCUUGAAUUGCUCUUGGGUGCUCAGAAUGUCCCCCAGAGGCAUGGCAAAGCUCACAGUAAAGCAUCUAUCAAUACCAGCCUCACGGAACUGCCAAGUGGAGCUCCUAGGGAUAUAUGAAGAGAGCCAGAGAGGAAGAAAAGUAGUAGCUGAACUAUGCGGUGUCCUGCAGUCACCUAGGACCUUUCUGAGUCCUGGCCCUGUGGUGAAAGUGGUGUUCCAUUCUCUUACCCUUGCUACCUUUGGCAUUGAGUACAUGGUCUUCAGAGUCCAAGGGCCAAAGAUUGGAAAGACAGUGAAACGUCCCAAGGAUAUGAACCAAGAAUUGUCACGCUGCAGGGAUGUCAUUCUCACAGACCCAGAAGGAUUGAUCCAGUCACCAGGCUAUCCCCAUGGCUAUCCUAAUGCCACCAGCUGCCACUGGCGAAUCGUAGCCCCGUUAAAAUUCAUUAUUCGGCUUGAUUUCCUGGCCUUCUGGACUGAAAAGACUGUGUCUGAUUGCCAUGGACAACUGAUGGUGUAUGAAGGAUUUGAGCCAACAAAGGAGCUGAUAGGUAACUUCUGUGGGGAAAUUUCACUCUAUCCUUUAAAGUCUGAUGGUCCAGUGGUGACGCUGACUUUCAUAUCCAGUGCUGAAGUGGCUUCAAAAGGAUUUGUUUUGACCUACUCUUUCCAUGAUCUACAACCUGGUUCUGCAUUAGGAAAAUUGAAAGCUGCUGAAAAAGGGUGUCCAAUCUUGGAUCUAAUUCCAGUUGGAUCUGCUGAGAUAACAUCUCCUAAUUACCCCAACACUUAUCCCAACAUGCUGAACUGCACCUGGACAGUUUAUUCCACUUCAGGAAAUAGGUUGAAAGCUGUGAUCAGAGACUUGGUAACAGAGAAUGCAAGAGACUGCAUUUGGGACUCUUUGAACAUCUAUGAUGGCCCAAAUCACUCUUCAGGGCUGCUCGCUAGUUUAUGUGGCCAAAAAAAGUCUCUCAGCCUGUUAUCAAGCAGCAGCUACUUGACUCUACAUUUCAAGACGGACAGGUCUGUGGGGAACCGAGGCUUUAAAAUUCUGUUUGAAGAGGUGAAUCAGUGGCCAGCACAGAAGAGUAGGAGUGGCAUAGAACUUGAAAGCAAAUACAAAUGUGGUAUUCCAGUGGUGGAUCCAUUCCCAGUGGACAAGUCUGAGAUGAACAUGAAAGCAGUCAGAGAAGACCCAGGCAAGCCAAGGGUGGUUGGUGGCAGCCCAGCACCUCAAAUGUCCUGGCCCUGGCUGAUCAGUCUACAGUACGAGAAUGAGCACUUCUGCGGAGGCUCUCUGAUUGCUGAGAAGUGGGUCCUAACAGCUGGACACUGUAACUUCAGUGCUCAGACAGACAGGAUAGUUCUGGGAAAAACAUAUUUGUUGCCAGACAUAAAAGACAACAACCCUGUGCUUGUGAAAGCUGUGCACACACACUAUAACUUCGGUGGAUUUCCUUCCAGCAAUGAUCUCUCUCUCUUGGAACUGGAGAAACCCAUCAAACUAGGAGACGCUAUAGCAAUAAUUUGCUUACCAGACAGAGAUGAAGAAAUAAGCAUUGAUGCAAGAUGCUUAACAGCAGGAUGGGGAGCAACAGAACCGGGUAAGGAUGAAUACUCCAUCAGACUGCAGCAGACAAAUAUACCUCUCCUUUCCAAUGAGGCCUGUGUGAGCUAUUGGGGACAGGAUAUUAAAAAUACCAACAUUUGCGGUGGAGCUGCCGGAGCAACUGCUUGCUCGGGAGAUUCUGGAGGGCCACUGAUAUGCAUAAUAAAUGGGUAUUAUAAGCUGAUCGGCAUUGUGAGCUGGGGCAGUGAUAAUUGCCAUCCAAAGUCACCAACGGUUUAUACCAGAAUUUCUGCUUACAGGGACUGGAUUUCCUCAGUCACUAAUGGAAAAGUGUGAUUCCUGAACUGAACUCUUAUUUAUUCCUUUUUAAAUGGGGAGGAAUUUGUGAAAUAUGCCUGGUAAAAAUCCCCAAUAAAUACGGCAGCAUCUGUCA